CCAUAAAGUGACUGAGAAAGGAAGACAGAAGAAAGCAUCCAUCCACUGUUGCACGUCCGAAACGAAAGCUCCUGCUCGCUCGAAGGCCACCAGGGCAAAUCAAUGGCGUCGUCUUCGCCAUGGUUCCUGCUCCAGCUGGUGCGGUACGUGUCGUCCCUCCCGAUCCAGUUCAUGCGGGCCACGACCAGGGCGCUCCCGCUCCCGACGGAAGGCGCCGGCGAGGCGAUCCGUCCGCUCGCCGCCCGCAAGCCGCGGCCACCAGGUCCGCCGGCGCAAGGCUCCGGCGGCAAGGGUGGGAUCAUCCAUGUCGCUUCUGCACUCCCGCGCGAGCUGAUGCGGGCGGCGCCUCCGAGGCAUGGCGCUGGAGGGAAGACCAAGGCGCCACAACGGCCCAGCGCGCCCGCCGAGGGCACCGGCGGCCGCGGCGGUAUCAUCCAUGCCGCCUCUUCUUGAACGGCGUC
This is a messenger RNA of Lolium rigidum, 461 nucleotides long. RefSeq lists its product as uncharacterized. The record is from RefSeq and is a predicted model, not a curated record. Lineage: Eukaryota; Viridiplantae; Streptophyta; Magnoliopsida; Poales; Poaceae. The transcript has a single exon. Bases 103 to 453 code for a protein of 116 amino acids.